Molecule: messenger RNA, 1283 nt
Organism: Hordeum vulgare subsp. vulgare (domesticated barley)
Lineage: Eukaryota; Viridiplantae; Streptophyta; Magnoliopsida; Poales; Poaceae
Product: ribosomal RNA-processing protein 8
Exons: 9
Coding region: 107-982 (291 amino acids)
Cellular component (GO): nucleolus
Molecular function (GO): methyltransferase activity
Source: RefSeq, a predicted model, not a curated record
CGCUUCCGUGCAACUGGGUCGCAACAAGACAGCCGCACGAAUUCCCCCCAAACCCCGAAAAGGUCACGCCGCCGCUGCGACUCCGGCCGCCGGCCUCCCCUCCUAGAUGAAAUCUCAGCAAGAAUCGACCGCCGGCGGCCGCAAGAGGCGGCGUAGAGGAGGAGUCGGGAAACGCCAGAAGGAUUCUUCUUCUUACUCACAACAGGCACCUCUGCCUGACCCUCCAGCGGAUGGGGCCUCCCCCCUGGAGAAGCGGCGUCGCAAGGCCGGCGAGGCCGCCGCAAUAUCCAAGGGGCGCAAGCCUACGAGCCUACUCGAAAAGAUGCGUGCAAGGUUAUCUGGAGGUCAUUUCAGAAUGUUAAACGAGAAACUGUACACUUGCAGUGGCCAGGAUGCAUUUGACUACUUUAAAAAGGAUCCUGAGCUUUUUGACGUGUAUCAUGCAGGAUAUCAAGAGCAGAUGUCACAUUGGCCAGAGCAGCCAGUUAAUGUGAUAAUCAAGUGGUUGAAGAGUCAUAACAAAUCAUGGACCGUUGCUGAUUUUGGAUGUGGCAAUGCAGCAGUUGCUAAAAACGUGAAGAACAAGGUCUUCUCCAUCGAUCUUGUUUCAGAUGACCCUUCGGUGAUCGCUUGUGAUAUGGCUCACACCCCAUUGGAGCCAUCCUCUGUAGAUGUGGCGAUAUUUUGUCUUUCUUUGAUGGGAACCAACUUUCCGAGUUAUCUACAGGAAGCUAAUAGAGUCCUCAAGCCAAGUGGUUGGCUUCUUAUUGCGGAAGUGAGGAGUAGGCUAGACCCAAACACCGGAGGUGCUGAUCCUGACAAGUUCUCUGAAGCCAUCAGCCAGCUCGGCUUUUCCGUUGUUUCGAAGGAUGAGAAGAACAAAAUGUUCGUCCUGUUUUAUUUCAGGAAAAAGGAAAAGAGCAAGGUGGUGGAAAACAUUGAAUGGCCCCAGUUGAAACCUUGCUUAUACAAACGGCGAUGAUCUCAUCCUCCACUAUGGUCGCUCUAGACCUCUUCCAGAGGGUGGUUGAAUUAAUGGAUCGCUUGUGCUAAACUAGUCAGGCUUUUCUGCUCCUAUUUCUUUUACCUUUGGGAAACUGUAUGUUCAAAGAAUCAGACCACACCAGAUAUGACCUAGUAAGCGCUGUAACUCAAGGCAGUUUAGAAGUGUAUUGUUAUACAGUUCUGAAUCUGCUUCAUAUCUUCUUGCCUGGGCCUUGUAAACGAGUGGAUGAUAAGAUCAACAUAGUGUAUUAUUUAUGUGUUAUUCAUUAUGUUUGGUA